This is a messenger RNA of Numida meleagris (helmeted guineafowl), 1773 nucleotides long. It is a transcript of the gene GIP, whose product is annotated as gastric inhibitory polypeptide. The coding region runs from base 263 to 757 and encodes 164 amino acids. Gene Ontology annotation, molecular function: hormone activity; glucagon receptor binding. NCBI's taxonomy places the organism in Eukaryota, Metazoa, Chordata, Aves, Galliformes, Numididae. The record is from RefSeq and is a predicted model, not a curated record. Gene Ontology annotation, biological process: regulation of fatty acid biosynthetic process; response to glucose; response to starvation. The transcript is spliced from 4 exons. Gene Ontology annotation, cellular component: extracellular region.
GUGUGCAGCUCACUGGGGAAGGUGCCUGAGCAUCCUUGGUGCUUUAGGACCGAGUCAGAGUCCGGAUCCAUCAGAGUAUGGCAGGAAAAUGAAUGUGGCUCUGAGAGACGUGAGUCAGUGGGCAAUGUUGGUGAUGGGAUGUUGGUUGGACUGGAUGAUGCUGGAGGUCUUUUCCAACCUUAAUGGCUCCAUGAUUCAAUGAUGCAAUGAAGAGACACGCCGGCUCCAAGAAUCCUAAGCUCACCUCCUCCUGAGCUGACAGAUGCAAGCUGCAAGUGCGUUGGUAGCCACUAACCUGGACAGGGAGCAUGCCAGCUCCUUGCCCGGUCAGCGCUUCGCUUUGCAGAGCUGGGCAGCACUCACUCCAUGCUCUUCCUGCAGCCUCAGCAUAAGAACUCCCGGCGCCAGACCGUUGCAAAGACGCUACUCGGAGGCCACGCUGGCGAGCGACUACAGCCGCACGAUGGACAACAUGCUGAAGAAGAACUUCGUGGAGUGGCUGCUGGCCCGGAGAGAGAAGAAAAGCGACAACGUCAUUGAGCCGUACAAGAGAGAAGCCGAGUCCCACGGAUCUGCAGUGAGUGACCAACGCGUGGACCUGCGCAGCCACGAAGCCAAAGACUUCCUUGCCUGGCUCCUAAAAGCCAACGAGAAUCAGAGUUCUGCUUCUCUGGAAGGCUCAGAAGAUUUGAAGGAUGCUGUGAACAAGGAGUUUCUGACAUGGUUAAUGUCAACUGACCUCUGCAGACCAAGGUGAGCGGCUGUUUUGCCUAAUACCGAAGUGAAAAUCAUCUCUUGCAUUCCGGCACUGCACAAAGCCCACGUCCCACUGCAGUGCUCCAUCUUCUGAUGACCACUGAGUGCUCACACGGUGUGACUCAGCUGGAUUUCAUUGGAGAGUUGAGACUUGAGAGAGACCGGAGAGUUUGGCUCUGCAAAAGAAUCCUCAGCGAUGAAGUGGGAGGUGGACAGACAUCAAAUAAUGACUGUCUAGAGAAGGCAGGUUAAUAAAUCAUUUACUCUGCUUUUCUGACAAGAGGGGGUGUUCAUCAGAGCACUUUUUACUCAACAUACGUAAGUGUGAAAAGCAGAGAGAAAUAUAAGAAAUCAGGAUGCAAAAGGUUGAGGAGGGAGUCCCAGGGAGGCUCUAGGAGAGCACAUCAUAUGGGUUCUAGGGAACGAAGGCUGAGAGGAGCAAAGUCAACAUCUAUUAAAAACAGAGAUAUAGAGAAAAGCUCUUUAUGCUGACAGCAAAAGUUAAACAAGGAUGAAAGAAGGAUGGGCUGGCCAUGAACGGAGUGGGUAGAGGCAGCUCUGUGCUACACACAGCCCCGUGCAGAUUGGUCAGGUAACAGGAAUCAAGCAGACAAGCACAACGCAGAGGCAACAGCCAACUGCUGAGCUCGUCCUGCAGGGGGCUGUGUAACUGCAGAGCUCCCACUGCCCCGUCCACAGCCGCACUGAGGAGGAGGAGGUCCCGCAUUGCAUACGGUCCACUUUGCCAAUGGAAGAAAUAAAAGAUUUUUAGCCCGAAGCUGCAAUCAGAUGAAGCCUUUAUUUGGGGACAGGCGGGGAGAAUUUUAACUCAGUAAUUCUAUUAAGGAAAAAAAAAAAAAAAAGCGCGUGUCCUCCCAAAUAGGGUCGCAGGGCAUGCUUCGUGAGUUUGGCCCGCAGCAGUCCGAAUUGGACGGCAGGAGGGGACCGGCCGCGGGUUGUCAGGAGUUUAGGACCUGCCGCUGGGCGGUGAGCCAUGAAAGGGCGGCGGGGAGGGAC